CCUGCUCGGUGUAGGGACGUGGCGAUCAUAGGAUUGGCUGAUAGGGCGAUGAGGAAGCAGAACAAAUCCGUUUGCAGAGCACGAGAGAGAAUCAGGCGAGAAGGCAUGUCGGUUCGGGCGACAGUGGAGACCGACUGUCGUGUCGAUAGGAGCGCGUUUGCCGAGUUGCCACAGAACGUUGACAGCGCAUGACCGACAAGGCCAGGGCUCAGGUAGACGAUAGCCUGGGCUCGAGGAUAGCAGCUUCAGCACGCUCACUGGCCUCGGAUGUCACCGCUAGCUCAUCAGCGACAACGUCAUCGACCGCUACCAAUGGCGCAUGGUCAAGUGAUAAGCCUCCGCCCUCGGCUCUGAAUGAUCGGCAAGCGCUUCACGGAGCACAGGAGCAUGCACAGCUGGGUUCUAGCAUCUCUUACGUCCAAUCAAGCGGGCCAAGACCCUUUGCUAAGCUAAGACAUACGAAUGACGAGCAAGAUUAUGCCGGCUCAGAUAUCGACUAUGCUGCCUUUGCCUCACCAGCAGUGCCUCACUACACUCAGCCAGAGCCUCUGCGCACGAUCGAACCUGCAGCCUACUACUCUUCGCGCGAUUACAGACCGGAAGAUCUGCGGAUAAGACCGGGCGACGGUGCGGCCGUGCUUGCUUUACUCGAAUCAGAGACUUUCGACGAUGACACUCAAGCCGAGCACACGAAUGCCGACCUUGAUAACCCACGAGGUGCGGAUGUGCAGUCCUGGCGAAAACAGCUGGACGAAGCGGUUCCAGACGAUCCUUUGCUUGACCUCACUCGGGAUGAACUAGACGCGCUGAGACUUCAACGUGAUGCCAAUCCGUACCUCUUCGAGUUGCUCUCCGGCGAUCGGUCCAUAGACUCGCGCAAGAGGCCGCCGCGAGAUAUCCAAGAGUACCUUGCGCUGCAUACGUAUACCGACGAUGUCUAUGGUCUGCCAGACUCGAUCAAGCGUACUCUAGACGAGGCCAAAGAUUCAGAUGCAUCUGACGAGACGCGCAACAAGGCUCUCAGACGGCUAGAGAUGCUCCGUCGACAUCUCUUUGCAACGAGCAGUCCUACAGAUGCGAUUUGAUUGACAUGGCGUGCAAUAGCGAGUGAGUGGGUG
Molecule: messenger RNA, 1118 nt
Organism: Mixia osmundae IAM 14324
Lineage: Eukaryota; Fungi; Basidiomycota; Mixiomycetes; Mixiales; Mixiaceae
Exons: 1
Coding region: 189-1085 (298 amino acids)
Source: RefSeq, a predicted model, not a curated record